CCCCAGCUUGGCCAAGGUUCUAGUCACCGAACUGGUGUUUGGCAAGAAGGAGCUGAACGGGGAAAGCAAACCUGUGCAAACGGUGCGAAGUUACAGGGAGCGACUGCUGAAGUCAAUCAGUGAUUCCGGAAUCCAAAAGAAAGGCAGGUUAACCCACCAAUUACCAGUAUUAGCCGGUUGAAAUGGGCAAGAAAAACAGGAAACAGCAGGUCGAUGUGGUGACAGCUGCCAGUGAUGAUUCCCUGGCUGUCAUUGAUCCUCCCGUGGAGCAUCAUACUCAGGAGGAGGACACUAGUGCGGAGGUCUUCCUCUGGCUGCUGGCCUACAGUGUCCUCAUGUUCACGCUGCCCUUCUUGGGCUUCUAUGGUGUGCGCAGCUGGCUGCAGGAGUCCUUUCCCCAUCUUGAUCUCUUCACGGUCAACUGUUGGUCUGUUCUCACGGCUGUUGUAGUUGUUAACCUAGUGGUGGCAAUGUAUGUAUUAAAGGCUUUCCGUGAGAAGCCGCCACCACCCUUGGAGCCGGUGCAGCAGGAUGAGGAGGAAGAGCCAGAAGCUGUAGAGCCAAAGAAGAAUCAGUAACUAAGUGUCCUGAAUGCUUCAAAGAGAUAUGUAAAAAGCCAGUCAUGUCUUGACAGUCAAUUCCAGGUCAUUUCGACCUUUUGAAGGACCAGUAACUACGUUUCACUCUUAAUAAAUCUUACUUUGACACACU
Drosophila teissieri is the source of this 711-nucleotide messenger RNA. RefSeq lists its product as uncharacterized. Gene Ontology annotation, cellular component: endoplasmic reticulum membrane. NCBI's taxonomy places the organism in Eukaryota, Metazoa, Arthropoda, Insecta, Diptera, Drosophilidae. The record is from RefSeq and is a predicted model, not a curated record. The transcript has a single exon. Gene Ontology annotation, biological process: vacuolar proton-transporting V-type ATPase complex assembly. Bases 183 to 578 code for a protein of 131 amino acids.